Phyllopteryx taeniolatus (common seadragon) is the source of this 2375-nucleotide messenger RNA. RefSeq names its product POU class 3 homeobox 3a (gene pou3f3a). The transcript has a single exon. Lineage: Eukaryota; Metazoa; Chordata; Actinopteri; Syngnathiformes; Syngnathidae. Gene Ontology annotation, cellular component: nucleus. The record is from RefSeq and is a predicted model, not a curated record. Gene Ontology annotation, molecular function: RNA polymerase II cis-regulatory region sequence-specific DNA binding; DNA-binding transcription factor activity, RNA polymerase II-specific. Gene Ontology annotation, biological process: regulation of transcription by RNA polymerase II; brain development. Bases 609 to 1967 code for a protein of 452 amino acids.
GAUACCGUGCAAUAAUCCCGAUACUUUGCUAUUGGACCACAAUUUCACGAAUGAUCUUCUGGCGUUAUGAUGAAUCUUCUCUUCCAAAUCUGAAGCCCCUUGAGGGCAUAUUUGCGGGAUAUGGAGGAUCGCCGUGGCCGGCGGCUCUACAGAGUCAUAAACAUUUGUGUACUAUGAUGUUAUGGUGGAAGCGCACAAUCGGUUGAGUGCGGUGACUAAACGAGAGUGACCCCGUCCGUGCACACGCACUCCUCUCAGGCUGAGCGUCCAAUCAGCGAGGACUCCGCGGGCUAGUUAGCUCCUAAUUGGCCGGAGAUGGGAGAGGAACGCUCGGCCGUGGUCACAGUCAAACACAUGUUCGCCUCCUUUGCUCCGUGGAGGAUGCGCUUUCGACGUGAUCUUUCCAAAUCCAAAUUAGAAGACUGAUCGAGAGGUGGGGGCGGACGUUUCAUCUUCGCAGGCUGCCACGGAUCGAAAAGUAAAGUCUUCUGUGGAUUACUCACCACUGAGGAAACUUUUUUUUGCAUUUCAUAUUUGGUGGCUGUUUCCCUCUAUUACGCGCAAGUGCAUUUGUGAGUGGAUCCGAGUGUUCGAAAGACUCCAGAUUUAUGAUUUGGGGCAUGGCUACAGCCACCUCCAGCCCGUACCUCGCCAGCAGCAGGAUUUUAAGUGGCCCGGUCCCGCAGUCUGACCGGAGGGGCGGAAGCAUGCAUCCGGCGAACGCUGCGGUCACCUCGGUGUCUUCCAGUGCGUUCAGGGGGGACCCCUCGGUCAAGAUGGUGCAGAGUGACUUCGUGCAAGGGGCCACCAUGGUGUCCAGCAACGGCGGGCACAUGCUCAGUCAUGCCCACCAGUGGGUCACGUCGCUGCCCCACGCCGCGGCAGCGGCGGCGGCCGCGGCAGCGGCGGCGGCUGCGGCGGCCGCGGGCGAAGCGGGUUCCGCGUGGCCGGCCGGCUCUCAGCCCCAGGAGACGAAGAGAGGCGGCGGCGGGAGGGAGGACCUCCACUCGGGCGCCGCUCUGCACCACCGCGGCUCCCAUUUAGCGGGCCAUCAAGCGCACCCUGGUGGCUGGGGGGGCUCCAUCAACGUUAGCGAGGGUCGGACGCAGACGCAGACGCAGCAGCAGCAGCAGAGCCUCGUUUACUCCCAACCGGCUGCCUUCACCGUCAACGGGAUGCUCAGCACGCACAGCCUCAUGCACGCCGGUGCGCUGGUCCGCGGGGACUCCCCAGAGCUGGACCACCCUCACCACCCCCAUCACCACCACCACCACCACCACCACCACCACCCUCACCAUCCUCAUCCUCAUCCUCAUCACCAGCACGCACACCACCAGCACCAGCAGCAGCAGCAGCAGCAGCAGCAGCAGCAGCAGCAACAGCAGCAGCACCACCACCACCACCACCAAGAGGCGCACUCGGAUGAGGACACGCCGACCUCGGACGACUUGGAGCACUUCGCCAAGCAGUUCAAGCAGCGGCGCAUCAAGCUGGGCUUCACGCAGGCCGACGUGGGUCUGGCCCUGGGCACGCUCUACGGCAACGUCUUCUCGCAGACCACCAUCUGCCGCUUCGAGGCGCUGCAGCUGAGCUUCAAGAACAUGUGCAAGCUGAAGCCGCUGCUCAAUAAGUGGCUGGAGGAGGCCGACUCCAGCACCGGCAGCCCGGCCAGCAUCGACAAGAUCGCCACGCAGGGACGCAAGAGGAAGAAGCGCACGUCCAUCGAGGUGAGCGUCAAAGGCGCGCUGGAGAGCCACUUUCUCAAGUGCCCCAAGCCGUCGGCGCAGGAGAUCAACGGGCUGGCGGACACGCUGCAGCUGGAGAAGGAGGUGGUGCGCGUCUGGUUCUGCAACCGCAGGCAGAAGGAGAAGCGCAUGACGCCGCCCGGGCUCCCGCGCAGCCCGGACAACAACGCGUACACGCCGCCGCCCUCCAUCGACUGCAAGAGGAUGUACAGCGACACGUGAACGAACUUGAUUCGCUCUGCGUUUGCGUUUGCCUCACUAAUCAACUUUUGUCUGUUCGCUCCGAGCUCCUGUGUGUCCCGUCAUCCACUAAGCCGCGCGCGCGCGCGCGCAACUUUUGUGCGCCGUUUUCCCAGAAAGAAACAUGAAGGAAGAACUUGUCACAUUGCUUUCAUUUAGCACUGACUUGUUCCCGAAAGCAAUCAUUAAUACCCCCAUUAUGUUUCUUACAGACGUGUUUUGUGCUAGUAGCUAUACAAUGCAAGCGACUCAUUUAAAAAAACCAAACAAAAAAAAACAAAGAUACAUUCCUUUACAUGUGCAAGAUGAGUGUGUAUUAUUGUGUGAUGGUUUGCACUAUUUAUUUCUUAAUUUCAGUGAAGAAAUGAAUUAUUUAAAUAAAUUGGACUG